GUGCACUGUUGUAAACAGUGACAUUUGCAGAAAGAAUGUGAUAAGUAAGAGAAAGAAGGUGCACGUACCUUGAGGUAGACUUCAGGAUCAGGAUGGGGUGACCUUGUGAUAUGUACUAAGUAACGGAAGAUGGGAAACCGUCACCACAAAUCCCACAGUGUUUCUACAGCUAUUGUUCUGCCCCACUACACAAAACCAUGGGACCUGGUGUACGCUGGAAGUGUGAGUGAUUGGCACCCAAGCUCAGGAAUUUAUGCUCUGGAUAAGUACUGUUAUCUAUGCAAGGAUACAUCCUGUGACAGGGAAUCGGUAUGCCUGCGUCAGAUGAAAGCUAUCAACAACAGGUCCAAGAGGGUUAUCGAAAUUGAAAGGUAUGCACAUCCCAAAGUGCUGAUCCAUUACAGGAAAUCCAGGUUUCAGGGCCUCUUGGACAAGGGUUACACUCUGAACAAGAUCGUUGCCGCUUAUCACCAUAACAUCGCUCUGCUGGUUCUCUACCAUCUUCAGGACUUCCAUAUCUGUAACUUUGCUUUCCCCCUGGUGAACCUGAGCACAGGUACGAUAAUGGCACACCUGACAGCUCCAAGAAAGAACGUGACAGUUAUCCACUGCCAGAUUAGCCCUGAUGCUCAGUUCACCGCUAUUCUCUUCUACUCCCGUAACGAAGACACCCUACUCUUCUCGUACGACCUCUACCUGUACUGUAAUGAGACAGAGAAGAUCGUGGACUGUAUCACCAUCAAUCAUGAGGUUCAGCCCUACAUCGUGUUUGACCCUCGAUACAAAUGGUCCCGAGUGGCCAUCGCUAACUACGAAUGCAAGGACGUGGGUAUCAAACAUGAGUUGGUCUCGUAUUCAGUCAGAGACCAUGCUGUUGUAGUGAGGAGCAAUAUGUCACUGCCGAUUAUCUUUGGGAGUAGUCACUUUAACAUGCUGUACAGUAAAGAUGGUCAGUUUCUCAUCCUUCAGAAGCUGUCUGACAACAGAUUUGGGGUGGCCAUUUACUCUGACAUCUAUAUCUUUGACUCUGACAGAUUGUUUGUCAUGAAGUACCUGACAUGCAACUUGCCUGCACUGAGCAGCAUCUGUCGGGUGAACUUUGAGCCAGUGUUUUCACGGUGCGGCAGUUACAUGAGACUGGUUGAUCACAAGAGCUGUAAUGGAGAGACAGAACCAACGGUGCAGAUCUACCAGGUGCCACGGCAGCAAUCACUGCAGUACCACUGUCGUGUGGCCAUUGUCCAGACACUCGCACACAUUGAAGAUGUUCGUUGCUUACCACUUCCCAAAACCAUGAAGAACUUUUUGGCCUUUGAACCUUUUGAAGUAUGAAAUUGAUCCUAGAGGACAUAUGCUAUUUGGCUUUUUUAGUGACUAUGAACAGCAGGACCAUGUAUCAUCUUUUGGCAAUAUUGAAGCAAGUUUGAGCAUGAUAAUGCCUAAAGCAUGGAGGCCAUUGAUUUACAGAGUGGGGUGGGUGUUUGGUGGUAAGAGGGGUAGAGGGAAGGAUCCUUGUGAUGUGGGUAUUAUAAAGACGCUUGUCCAUCAGUUCCUUUACCAGGUGUUGGUUCAGUCCCAGCCAUGAAUGAAGAAUCCUGGCCUUCAAUGGGCUGGCGUGGCAGACAUUAGCUUUUGUUGGAUGUUCUAAGUAGCCUUGCAUGAAGUUCAUGUGGAGAUCACAUGCCUUACACCAAUAUGCCAUACACCUUGAUCUCGAUUUGUGCAUAUAUAUGAAGAUCUGUGUUACACACGGGAAAGUUUGUCAGUUACUGUAAAUACCAAGGUUGGUAACGCACCCUGGGAACACAAAGUUCUUCCAUUUGUAAAACUGACCAUCAUCCUAGAAGAAAGCCUCUGCAGGAUAACCUCAAAGGUUAUUGAUUUAAGACAGUGGAAUGUCAAUGUGCAAACUCAAGACAAGGGAAGAGAAAUGAAGGAGACACUGUUUUACACUUUUCUCAAAUUUUAUAAUUAUGUUUGACAUGUUUGUAAAGAUUUAAAUUUCUCAGUGGAUUGUACAUAUAUUGAUAAUUUUUUUUUUAGUUGGAGACCCAUCAUAAUUAGUAUAGAGGAGCACCUGUUCAUUUUAAUUUUCAAGUACAAUGAUUUGAGUGAAAUCUUUGAAUAGAAUUCUUUAUCUCUUAACAGAGCUCAAAUUAGAGAAUAUUGGCUUGCAGAUGUUUUCCAGUCUCAAAGUUUUAGCAGGCACAGCAGUAGAUGACCUGCAAUUUUUAAGCAUGGCCUGCAAAUUUAGUAGUUCAGUUAAAUUUAUCGUUGAGAUCUGUUUUCAACAACUUUAUGAUAUUUGCCUGCCUCAGCGUUUGAUCAUUGAAUUCCAAAAUCCAGUCCAUCCAAAACAAAGUGAACUUUUAAAUUCACUCUAAAGCAGGACAGAAUAGGACCUUUAUUAUCACUUCUGUCACUAUAAAUCCAAUCCCGAGUCGAAAUGUUGUUGCAAUCAACAGAAAUGUUUUCUUCUUGCUCGUCAAAAUAAUUUUUUACAGCCGUGGCAUGUCGACUAACUGCAUGCCAAAAGACAUGGAAAUCAACCUAACAGGACUACGUAGACCAACGUGACACAGUUAGUGAUGGUUUCAUCAGUUAUCAUGGAAUAAAAAUAGAAAGAACAAUUUGCCCAGUCUGUCGAACACGAAAAGUCAACUCCAAAGGUUUUAAUCAAGGUUUGCAGCUAUCGUUUAUCUUGUGUGCAGCUCUGUAGGGGUGUGAUUACAUAUACUAUCACAGCCCUUCUGUAAGCUUACCUGGAACACCUCUGUACUUCUCUUGCUGGCUUUAAUAUACUGCUGGGCACCAAAUAAUUUGUCUGUAUAAUUUGUUUGUCUGUAGUCCGAGUCGUCUCAGCUAUCAAUUCCAGGUACAUGUAGUGGAAUGGUUGUCAUGUUUGAAUGCAUACUCCUCAAACACGGCGAUUGGAGUUACAAUUUAUCCAGUAUCCACUAGUUUCAUGCUUGUGUGUAUUUUUAGUGAUGACACAUGAGAACACCUAACUGGAAUUGAUAGCUGAAACGACUAUGACUACAGACACAAAUUAUUUUAUGCGCAGCAGUAGUAUAUUAAAAUCACCAAGAGAAAUACACAGGUGUUCAAGGUAAGCUUAAACCUGGAAUAAGACAGGGCUGUGAUAGUAUAUAUAAUCACAGCCCUACAGAGCUAUCAUCUGCGCAGCUGUCUCGUUAUCCAUGUUUUCUGACUGUGGCCUUAGAUUCAAUCCAGACUGUGAAGGCAGAAAAGUUAACACUUUACCAGAUUUUCUGCGUGUAACUGGUCAGAAAUGGAUUUUACCUGCUAUGGCAAGUAUUCGGCCUGCUUUUCAUCAUUCUUAGGCCCCUGUUUCAAGCCCUGCUUAAUUUCAAGUAUGUGUGUAUAUAUGCACUGGACCCCCUGGAUGUGUAACUGCACAUUUUAGAUUUUGUUUCUGUAAGGUGAAGAAUCUGAUUGAAUGAUACAGUGUUAUUUAUUUACUUUAUAUAUGUAUUUAUUUCAUGUUUCAGAUUUCGGUUAAUGUAACAGGCAUUUUUGCAUGUUGUUUAAAGUUGCAAAUGUAAACUGAAUGCAUUUUUUUAUACAUGAAUAGGAUCUCCACAGUGUGGUUAAAUUUUGUUCAUACAUGUUUUUUCUGAUACAAGUUAUACACAGAGACUCUGGUAUAACUCUGUUCAUGUAUCUGUAAUAAAACCAGUAAUGUAUCUCAUACAUGGAACUGUAUGCAAAACAUAUUCAGCUUUCCUUGGUGCUUUGUCUUGAUCAUAAUAUAUUGGCAAGACAGAUUUGUGGCUGUGGUAAUAUUUAUAAGCAUUUUAUUUUCAUGUUUUGGGUUUUUUUUUUAAUUUUCUUCAUUGUUAUUAUUGAGAAGGUUAAAUGACUGACAAUAUACAAACAUAAUUUACUCUAGAAUGCUGAAAUGGAACAUUGUGUUUACUUGUUGUUUAGCAUAAAUUGUUAAUUGCUAGUGCUGAAUAUAAAUAUAUGUAUGCAUAUUUAUAGUGUUUUAGCUGGUAUACGGCUUUGAUAUUUUUGGUUGCUGACAGCUACUGUCACAUGUACAGUAAUAAUACUUGUGUUGAAUUUCGUGGUUGUUUGCUGGUAUUUUGAUGGGUUUUUUUUUUCAGAUUUGAGGAACCGAUAUAACUUCAUGUUGUUGGUGAUGCAACACGUGUAUUUUCAAUUUUUUUUGAUCAGUCUAAUGUAAAUUCAGCUACAUUUUGAGUGUUGUUGUUGGACAGUGAUUUGUUGGCAUACUUAUUACUCAUGUACAUAUGCAAGUUGAUUUAAAUGUCCUGAAAUAUGCACUUUGUUCUUUGUUGAUCAUGAUGAUUUGUGAGAAAAACAAAAUUGUUGAUCAUAUGUUGUUGUUGUCUUGAACAAAAUAGAUUUAUUUGACAUUGAUUUUGACAGUUUUUAAUGGAAAAAUUCACUUGAUGUUUGCUCAUUAUGCAGAUUAUUUGUGAGAGAAAAAAUACACUUGUUUGUUGAUCAUGAUGAUAAUUUGUCACAUAAAAUACACAUGUUUGUUGAUCAUCCUUGCUCCUUGAUCAUGUUGAUGAAGUACAUGCACAUUUGUACUGUAUAUAUGUUUAAAUAAUAUUAUUAAUGUUUUCUAGUCACAUAUUUAAUAUAAUUACCAUUACACAGAUAAUGAUUAAGAUGUUUAAUAUUCUCUCAAUAAAUUUGUAAAGAUCCUUUUCAAUAUGCAGAUUACUGUAUGCUCAUUUUGUGAGUAUUUUACAUUAAAAAGUGCCAAUUAUUUCUAAAAUAUCAUUUUAGAGUUGAAUAAAUGCAGUCAGUAAUAAGUUUACUUUUGUGAAACAUGAGUACAUGUUUAUGAUAUGUGCACCAGUGCUCUGGUGAGAUGGGAAUCUUUAACUAAAUGCAGUAAUUUUACAAUUCUUAAAUCUGUUCUCUUUUCCUGGAAUUAAAUCUAGUAAUUUAUUAAACCAUGCUUUAUACUGUUAAUAAAAAAGA
Messenger RNA from Liolophura sinensis, 4983 nucleotides. RefSeq lists its product as uncharacterized. Lineage: Eukaryota; Metazoa; Mollusca; Polyplacophora; Chitonida; Chitonidae. The coding region runs from base 130 to 1332 and encodes 400 amino acids. Gene Ontology annotation, biological process: intracellular signal transduction. The transcript has 4 exons. The record is from RefSeq and is a predicted model, not a curated record.